This is a messenger RNA of Oreochromis niloticus (Nile tilapia), 3237 nucleotides long. RefSeq names its product collagen alpha-1(XVIII) chain. The record is from RefSeq and is a predicted model, not a curated record. Gene Ontology annotation, molecular function: extracellular matrix structural constituent conferring tensile strength. NCBI's taxonomy places the organism in Eukaryota, Metazoa, Chordata, Actinopteri, Cichliformes, Cichlidae. Bases 1 to 2058 code for a protein of 685 amino acids. The transcript has 24 exons. Gene Ontology annotation, biological process: extracellular matrix organization.
AUGGAUAUGAGGUACUCAGUGAUCUGCCUGGACUCAGAGGCGAACCUGGACCACAGGGAAAUCCAGGUUUACCAGGAACACCUGGUAGCAAAGGAGCAGAAGGACCACGAGGACCUCCUGGGAUCCCUGGGUCCAAAGGGAGACAGAGGCGAGAAAGGAGAGAGGGGUUUGCCAGGAAGAGAUGGUGGACCACCUGGACCUCCAGGCCCUCCUGGACCUCCAGGACAGAUCAUCUACCAGCCAGGAGGAGAUGUUGGACCAGGUAUUCCAGGCAGGGCAGGAUUCCCAGGCCCAAUGGGACCAAAAGGGGAAAAAGGGAACCCAGGGCCACCAGGAUAUGCACCUAAGGGAGAAAAAGGAGAGCCUGGUGUCAUCAUGGGGCCUGAUGGGAGACCUCUAUCCCUGGGAGGCUUGACAGAACAGCCAGGUGAGAGAGGGAGUCCUGGCCCAAUGGGAUUUCCAGGUCCACAAGGUCCUCAAGGCCAGAAGGGGGAGAUUGGUUUUCCUGGCCGACCGGGUCGACCAGGACUAAACGGUGCCAAAGGAGAGAAGGGAGAUGCGGGCAGUGGAUCUGGAUCUGGAUACCCUGGGCCACCAGGCCCACCAGGGCCCCCUGGGCCUCCUGGACCUCCUGUUCCCAUUGACAGACUCGGAGGAUAUGAUUACUCCAGGUAUUACGCUGUUAAAGGAGAGAAAGGAGAUCGGGGACCACCAGGUUUUGGAUCAAACAUUGACAUUUACAGUUUAAAGAAUGAGCUGAAAGGUGAAAGUGGCGUGAAAGGAGAGAAAGGAGAGCCAGGCGGAGGAUAUUAUGACCCCCGGUAUGGAGGAAGCGGAGUCGGAGCCCCGGGAGUGCCUGGACCUCCAGGCCCUAAAGGAGACUCCAUUAUUGGCCCACCAGGCCCUCAGGGGCCAUCUGGACCACCUGGAAGAGGGUAUGAUGGACCACCUGGACCACCAGGGCCACCUGGACCUCCAGGACCGUCACUGGAUGGAUCUUACAGAGGCACACAGACUAUCAGUAUACCUGGACCACCAGGACCUCCUGGACCUCCUGGAGUGCCUGGUGUCACCUCUGGGGUGACAGUGUUGAGGUCUUAUGAAACAAUGACAGCUACAGCUAGAAGACAACCUGAGGGCUCUCUGGUGUACAUACUAGACCAAACAGAUCUCUACCUACGAGUCCGAGAUGGAGUUCGUCAAGUCCAGCUUGGGGAGUACAUCGCUUUCCCCAGGGAGGAUGUUAAUGAGGUUGCUGCUGUGGAGCCUCCGCCAGUUGUCCCUUACUUCCAAGACCACCAUUCCCACACGGGCACCUCCACCAACCACUUCAACCAGCCGCAUGAGAGUCCGGCCCAACCACAUGCUGAGCCUGAGUAUAAACCUACUUACGUCGAUCCCAGAUAUCAGCCUGAUUCGCGGUAUCAGUCAGAACCACGGUAUUAUGUUGUGGACACUCAUUACCCGAUCACCACUCCACGAAGACCACCCCCACAUCAACCCCAGAGUCCAGUCCACCAUCACACUUCUGGGCCAGUGCUCCACCUGAUUGCUUUGAACAGCCCUCAGACCGGCUCCAUGCGGGGCAUCCGCGGUGCAGACUUCCUGUGCUUCACCCAGGCUCAGGCCAUCGGGAUGAAGGGAACUUUCCGGGCCUUCCUGUCCUCCAGACUCCAGGAUCUCCACAGCAUCGUCCGCAAAACUGACAGACAGAAUUUAUCAGUAGUCAACUUGAAGGACGAGGUUCUGUUUGACAGCUGGGACGACAUCUUCAGCGGCGGCAGAAUGAAGGAAAACGUGUCAAUCUACUCGUUUGAUGGCAAGGACGUUCUUUACGACAACACAUGGCCAGAGAAGAUGGUCUGGCACGGAUCGACUAGCAGAGGCGAGCGGCACGUCGACAGCUUCUGCGAGACGUGGCGCGUGGGCGAACAGGCGCUGACCGGCAUGGCGUCGCCGCUGCAGAGUGGCAGUUUGCUGCAGCAGAGCUCCAGCAGCUGCUCCAGCUCCAACGUCGUGCUGUGCAUCGAGAACAGCGCCGGCCACUCCAGGAGAUAGACACGGACACAGUUUUUGUCCACACACACACACACGCACACACUAUGAUGUGCCUUUGUAAAUAUGAAUUUUCUAAAGAAUAAUAAGUGUAUGUAUGUUAACCCCUACUCUGUGGUGCUACACAGGAUUACCCACGCAAGUUAAGCUCAGGUGACCUACUGUAACUGUCUCUGGCAGCCAUGUUGGUGCAGCUUCUCUGUCAUUUCUUUUGCUGUUUGAAAGUUGCCAGCUAGCAGCGUCUCUAAUAAUCAUAACCACCGCUAGUUUAAGCAAGGUUGUGCACCACAGAAGACGUAGACUGAUAAAUAUAUCAGUGAUAAGUGAAACAGAGAAAUCAGUUUUUAGAAAGAAUUCUGCUCUGUGACUUAAGUCCAUAUCUGGUCUUAUUCUGAAAGGACAGGCUGCUGUUAAACUGUCAUUUUUCAAUUUCUGUGACCCCCUUGGCAACUUUCAACACCCUGCAGCAGAGAACACAUCGUGACUAGUGUGACUGGAUCUAUCUCAGAGAGGUUAUACUGUACCACUAGAAACUAUGUCUGAACCACUGCAAUGUUUGUGUUUGUGUCUCUGGGCUGAGAAAAAGUGUUAAAAUGGUUUAAAUAAGGUUUUCUGUGCCUUUAACUACACAGCUAGUUUUUAUAUAGAGUGAAAAAUGGAUAUUAGACAUACAAAUUAUGAUAAUGUAAUGUUCAGUGUCCAAGAGCAAAGUAAACAUUGAUUAUUUUGUAUGUGAAAUGUGUGUUUUAAGCUUCUUUACACUGAUUUUAUCUGUAACCCACAGACUUUUACUUUGCUUCAAGGGAAGAUAUUUUCAAUUGUAUUUUUAGCCAUAACAGAGGGAUAUUUAUUUUUUUUCUAAACUAUGCUUUGCCUAUAAUUUGCGAUGUGAGUCCAGUACAUGUGCAAAGUAAGAAUGAGUUUGUUUGCAGUCACAGGAAGCAAACAAAUCACAUACAUCAUGCCGAGGAUUCAGCCAUAAAUCUGUCAUGUCAUGUGUUUUUGCUGGCUUUUUGCCCACUGCCAUCUCUAGUGGAGAGGAUUCAUCCUCUUCGUGUGCUAACAGAGCUGUAACGAAUGCAGUGAAAUGUGCAUUAACUGUUGUGCCUUCAUGUGAGCAACACGCUGAAAUGCUUCGUUUCUUUUAAUAAAUUUGUGUGGAAAAAGUGCAAGAAGCUCUGA